GCUGCUCCGUCAGUAGAGGUUUCGCUUCACUGCCGGACAGAGGCCACACGCCAGCUGCUCUUCCUCUUUGCUUUCUUCCCAGGAGGUGCUGCUCCCUUAAAAUUUUGGGCUGAAGAUUUUGUGGUCGUGAAGAAGAUUAAGGUUCAAAAGUUAGUCGGAGCGUUUUAGCAGCGAUCAAGUGCCGAUUUUGACUUGUGGAACUUUUUUUUUUUUGACAGCUAUUGUGGAGUUCGUUCUCAAUUGGAUCAUUCGCGCCGCGCGCCGAGAGUGUAUUGUGAAUCAACUUUGCAUGAAUGGCGAUUUGAAGGUUAGCCGUCAUUGUUUGCGCGGUGACAAAUGGAAAUGCUCGUAAUUUAAAUGCAGUUUUAAGUGCUAAUCAAAACAGAUCCGCCUAAAACAACAGUGAGUGACACAGAGUUAUUGAGUGUAAAAGAAGAAAAACACAUACAAAUACAACGCUAUUUACAACAGAGAAAAAUAGUAGCAGAAAAAAAGAGUGUUCGGAAUUGCGGUCAUUCCUGCAAAGAAACAGAGAAAAAACGCGAAGAAGAAGAGUCGAUCGACUGAUCGACGACGACGAACGAAGAAAAGAGCCAAAUUGAUUCGCGAUCUCCCGAAGGCACCUCACGACGACGGCGACGACGAGAAGAAAUUCCUGCUGGAUCCAUUCGUUCGUGUGUCCAUCGUCGUCAUCUUGGUCUUUUUUCCGUUGUUUUGGUGUGUGCGAGCGCUCGCUGCUAUCCCGUUGUCUGUGUCUGGUUGUGCUUUCCCGCAGCGCUAAAGUUGGUGAUUACGUUUGGCUGUGUGUGUGUGUCUGUGUAAGAGAGUCUGGAGGAGAAAAGCUGGCUUAAAAAAUCGAGUUCGUCGCUUGGAAGACCUGAGAAAUUCCUUGCGCGAUUUACUCUCUGGAAUUUAAAAAAGAAACAAAAUUUGGCGAAAACAGUACGCGCGAGUGACUCAAAGUGGGUCGAAAUUAGGUACUCCUGAGUGUAUUUUCGGCAUAGUGCGCGUGCGCAAGCAAAGCCAACUGCGUUUUGCAUAAAAUUUAAAGUACUGGAAAAAAGUCGUGGGCGGUAGCAGUUCUUAUUGGAAGCACUGCACUGAGAUAGCUGUAUGCAGUGGAACGGGUCGAUUUGAUCUGGUGAAUUUUCCAGCUGGAAAAUACAUGGAGGAUUAAGACAGAACAAAAAUCAAACAGCACAAAAAAAGCUAAACCCACCUGAUUGAGAGAAAGAACGAAUAACUGCCGAAGCGAAAUAUUAGCUGGACUGGAGAAGCCCCGCGGAGCAAGCUAUAAAUUUGAAGACACCCCCCGCCCCGUAAACCCUCGCCCCCACCCACCGGCACGAAUGUUAUGGAACUGCGCACGAUGACCACCCCGAAGCAACAGCGCGAGGACCGGCGGUACUCGAUGCCCCACGGAAUGCACGGCACGUUACCCCCGGGCGCGUCCGACGAUCUGCACGCGUGGUCCAUUUACAGACAAAACCUCAACUCAGACUUUGCCGACUCGGCGCUCGGUUCGUCGGACAAAUCCCCGCAGCCAUACAGCCCCCAGCACCGCAGCAAUGGCUACCGGGACGAUUCGGCCGCCAUCUCGAACCACCCCCGCUACGGCGGCCCCAAAGCGAACCCGCUCAACUCCAACAUGUACACCUACCUCAAGUUUGGCCUGCCGCGGGUCUUCCCGCCGAACGGAGGCCGGGGGCCGCGUAACUCGUCCAAGGCGAACGGGCGUGGCCGCGUGAACCGGGGCUAUCGGGACAGUAGCGGACCCGGGCCGGGAUCGUCCGGGUACGACAGCAGCGAUAACGAAACCAACCGGGGUCGAGUGCCAGCUAAUUUAAGCAGAAAAUACCGCAGCGAAUCGGAUUUCCGUGCAAUUGGGGCGACCGCCUCGCGGCCAAGCUCCCGCGCCCAGAACAUUCCCCUGGCGGCGCUCAAGCAGGCCAACAGCCGGGCCAGUAUAGCGGGGACGCACGUGUACAAUCCGUACGCGACGAACGUGCGGCAGCAUCACAACAUGCGUUCGCAGAGCGAAGCGGACCUGCUGGCCGAGUGGGACUACGACGACUCUCCGGCGUACGGCGAGACGCGGAUGUACCCGGAGGAGAUCUACAACACCCAGAGCCGGAGGCACUCGAUCGCGGGGCUGGUCUACCCGAACAUUCAGGUGCACUGUCUGGACGUGCUGCCCGGGUUGAGAGGAGUUUCGCUGCAGGCCAAGGCCGGGGACCUGUUUGCCAUCAUGGCCACGUCGGGUCGCGAGGGAACCGCGCUGGUCGAGGCGUUGGCCGGAGUUCGCAAACGAAUGGCCGGAGAAAUCCUGGUCAACGGUCGUCAGGUCAACCGACGCAUACUCCGACAGCUGUGCGGGUACGUUCCCGCGCUGGACAAAGCUCCGCUGGAUCCCCGGAUGAGCGUCCAAAGCACACUCUCGUUCCACGCGGCACUCCGCGGUCCGUACGACCGCAGUGACCUCGAGGAGCGCGUUGACAUCCUCGUGGAAGACCUCGGCCUGACGGCAGUCCGUUCAGCCAACGUGUCCCGCCUGACUCACUCGGAAAAGCAGCGACUGAAUGUGGCCUGCCAACUGCUGACGCAAUCCUCGAUACUGCUGCUCGACCAGACCACCGUCAACAUGGACAUCUUCGACACGUUCUUCCUGGUGGAGUACCUGCGGCAAUGGUGCAGCGCCGGCCGGAUGGUCAUCAUGACCCUGCAACCGCCGACCUUCGAGAUCCUGUCCAUGUGCUCCGGAGUGUUGCUACUUUCCGGCGGUCGCACCGUUUACUCCGGCAGCCGCGCGGAUCUUCCGCGACACAUGGGCCAGCUGGGCUAUCCCUGUCCACCGUUCAAAAAUCCGGCCGAUUACUACCUGGAUCUGGUCACGCUGGACGACCUGUCGGCGGCUGCGCUGCUCGAGUCGUCCGCCCGGAUCGAGUCCCUGGCCAACUCGUGGGACCACGUCAACUCGGAACCACCGCUCGCCGCUCCCGUUGCCAACAUGCCCGAACCGACCAAGAGUGCCGGCUUCUUCGGACAGAUCAAUGCCCUUGCCAAGAGGUACAUGUCCUACAAACAACCCGGAUCGCUGCUCAACUGGAUCAGCCGGCUUAUCCUGGCUGCCGUACUCUCCCUGCUCGUGGGAACCGUUUUCUGGGAUGUCCCUGCAUCCGAUCCGCAGUUAAACCUGAACGACCGACUAGGCUUCCUCCACUGCAUCAUGAUGGUCGCGCUGUGGCCCCUGCUGAUCCUGCAGAUCCGCGACGUCCAGGAGGACCGACGGCACGCCGAAAAGGACCUCCGGCUGGGGCUGUACGGCCGCUUCCUGUACAUCAUCAUCCAAACGACGCUGAGCGUCCUGCCAAGUCUGUGCAUCUGGCUGGCGUACCUUCUGCCGGCCCACAGCAUGGCCGGCCUGUACUCGUCCUCGAGUAACAACGACAUGGGAAUCUACCUGUACAUGGGUUACAUGCUCCUCUACCUAAUGGCCAUACAGACGAUCGUGCUGUUCGUCGCGCACCUCGUGUCCUGCGGCAUCUCCGGCACGAUCCUGACCACGCUGAUGCUGCUGGCCGUGUCCAGCCUCGGCGGGUACGCGCUCCACUCGCGCAACAUUCCCGACUUCCUGCGGUGGGGCGAGGUGCUCUCGCUGGAGAAGUGGAUCCUGCCGCUGCUGACCGAGCAGGAGUACAGCCCGGAAACGAUCGCCGCGCUGACGAGCCAGCAGAUGUGCCGGAACAAGCAGGUCCAGCACCAGGAGAUCAUCGUGCAGCAGCCGUGCCCGCCGCCAAAUGGCACCGCCGUCCUGGUGGACUACCAGCUGCUGGCGCGCGACCACGUGCUCGACCCGACCGACAUGUACUCGUCGACGGUGCUGGGGCUGCUGAUCACGUGCAUCCUCUUUUUCGCGCUCACCAUGGUCGUCUUUCUCGCCAACUGCCAGCACCUGUUCCGGAGGCGCGUCGACCGGCGGCAGAAGCGGAUCUAAUCUGUGCGGCAAUUAAGAAAGAAAAAAGGGAAGGAGUUGUUGUAUCAUUCACGAGCUUAGGAUUAUAAGUAGAUUCGGACAAUUGACGGAAAGAAAGAAAUGUUUUAGUUGAUUAUUUUAUUUAAUGGAAAUUAAUAGUUUGUAUUGCUUUUUGUAUAGUUGUAAGGCAGAACAAUCUAAGAAACGGCAAAUUAUUUAAGAUUUUAAUUGAAUGUUUUAGACGGAAUUCUGAUGCGAGGGUAUGUGCGUUACGUUUUCGGCAAAGCUGCGGUUGACGUGCUAACGCUUGAAAAACGUAAUCUUUUAUUCAGAGUAAGCGAGUGCAAGAAGAAUGGAAAUAGAUGAAAACAUAUAUAUGUAUUUUAAAAACAGACCAUUAGCUGUAUUGAGAUUUAAGUAGCAAGAAUGCACGAAGGCAUUUAGAUAAAAAAGGAAUUUGAAGAAUGCUCUUAGUUGAAUAAAGUUCAUUUAUUUUUAAUAAA
Messenger RNA from Culex pipiens pallens (northern house mosquito), 4476 nucleotides. RefSeq lists its product as uncharacterized. Bases 1355 to 3994 code for a protein of 879 amino acids. The record is from RefSeq and is a predicted model, not a curated record. Gene Ontology annotation, molecular function: ATP binding; ABC-type transporter activity; ATP hydrolysis activity. Gene Ontology annotation, cellular component: plasma membrane. The transcript is spliced from 9 exons. Lineage: Eukaryota; Metazoa; Arthropoda; Insecta; Diptera; Culicidae.